Molecule: messenger RNA, 1358 nt
Organism: Austrofundulus limnaeus
Lineage: Eukaryota; Metazoa; Chordata; Actinopteri; Cyprinodontiformes; Rivulidae
Gene: nphs2
Product: NPHS2 stomatin family member, podocin
Exons: 7
Coding region: 83-1201 (372 amino acids)
Cellular component (GO): plasma membrane
Source: RefSeq, a predicted model, not a curated record
AGAACUAUAGAACCACAGGAGAAGCAGCUUCCUGCCGCUUCCUAACUAAACGAGAUAAUUCAGCAAUUAUCUCUUAGUUGACAUGGAGAGGCCCUCAGACGUCCAGUCAAACCACAGACCGAGGGCGGUGCCCCGUAAAGAGAGGGGAACCCCGGUGCCUCCAAAAACUCAACGCCAAAAGUCUCCGGGGCCAGGUGGACGCCCCGAAGCUCCAUCAGCCAAGAAGAAGAAGCUGCAGAGGGAGAAGCUGGAGACAAACCAGGAGAAGAUGGAGGGGGAGGAAGAGGAGGUUCGGCUGAAAUCUACUGUGGUGGACAUAGAUCACGUUAGAGAUGAGGAGGUGAAAGAGGAAAGUCUGGGAGUCUUGGAAGCAGCAGGGCAGGAGGAUGGUUUGAAGCAGAAGAAUCUGGGAGUGUUCGAAUGGCUGCUGAUGGUGUUCGUCCUGACACUAGUUCUCCUCUUCCUUCCUUUUACCAUCUGGUUCUGUGUCAAAGUCAUCAGGGAGCACGAGAGAGCUGUGAUCUUCAGACUGGGUCAUCUGCUGCAGGGAAAACCCAAAGGACCAGGCCUCCUUUUCUACCUCCCUCUGCUUGACGUGUGYCACAAAGUUGACAUCCGGCUCAGGACGUUGAAGGUUCCUCUUCACGUGGUGGUGACGAAGGACCUGGCCAGGCCUGAGCUGAGCGCGGUGUGUUAUUACCAGAUAGAGAACGUGGCUCUGUGCAGCGCCGCUCUGUCCACCCUGACCUCGGUGCUGCAGAGUCUGCUUCAGGCGGCCAUCAGGGACGUUCUGGCCCAACACACUUUCAGCCACRUCCUGCUGCACAGGCGGCGGGUCGGGGAGCAGAUCCAAACUGCUGUCGACUCUGUCACCUGCCGCUGGGGCGUCAGGGUGGAGAGAGCAGACAUAGAUGAGCUCAGUUUUCCUGCGGAGCUGCAGCAGAGUCUGACCGCAGAGGCCGAGGCCAAGAGACAACAGCAGCUCAGACAGGUCAAAGCGUCUGAAAGUGAGAUCGCUGCCUGGGACGGCUUCAGGAACUCCCUGCGUUAUCUGCACCCUGCGCUGGUCUUUCCUCUGCCUCCAGAUCUCCUCAGCAUGAACUCUGACGCUUCAUCCCUCCCACCACCACCUCCUCCUCCUCCUGCUGAAGAAGAAGAGAAGACGGCCGCGGAGCCGGGAACAGACUCACAGAUGAUGUGAUUUUUUUUUUUUUUUUUUUUUUACUGUAGAAUAUUUGAGAUGAAUCAGCAGUGAUUUUAUUACAAGUUAAAACAUCUGUUGGCUGGUAAACACGAGAUGUUUCCUCUGACCAAAUGCAAGAAAAAAAAGUCCUAAAAAUAAAUAUAUCAUCACAACA